This is a messenger RNA of Pseudogymnoascus verrucosus, 2848 nucleotides long. RefSeq names its product vesicle formation at the endoplasmic reticulum (gene SED4). The transcript has 3 exons. Gene Ontology annotation, biological process: proteolysis. Gene Ontology annotation, molecular function: serine-type endopeptidase activity; tripeptidyl-peptidase activity. The record is from RefSeq and is a predicted model, not a curated record. Lineage: Eukaryota; Fungi; Ascomycota; Leotiomycetes; Thelebolales; Thelebolaceae. Bases 968 to 2848 code for a protein of 626 amino acids.
CUAUAACUAGGACUAUAACUAGGACUACUGCCGGAAGUGGCAGUUGCGAGGCGACGACCCGUGCCUUUAAUGCCCUUUAAUGCGAGGUGAUGGCCCCCGGUGGCGCGCGAUGGCGGGGCUACUGCACGGGACCAAGCUUUAACAAGGAAUGUCCGUUUACUAGGCAGGCGCUGGGCGUAUACUGGGCAUUUAUCGACCUGUUAUCCCUAUUUUCCCUAUUAUCCACAGCCAAGCACAUGCCUCCUUCGUCUGGUCUAUUAUGCGGAGUUACUCGCGAAGAUGGAAGCUGGAAGCUGGUUCCUUGUUGGAUUAUCGUAGGUUUGGUUGGCAUUAAUAACAGGCAGUUUUACUCGGCAUUAAUAACAGGCGGAUUUCACGCGUAGUUGCUCGUGUAUAGCCUCAUUUAGGCCAUGUUGAUCCUCAUCGCCAUUACCACCCCCCGCAACGACCUGUCCAACGGAGAUCAGCAUUCCCAGUACAAUAAAGUACCUACUUUCACACUGGCACGCACCGGUGAUCUCCUACAUUCCGCUCCUGCCCUCCUCGUACUACUCAUGUACUCCCUCUGCUGGUAUCUAUCUCCAUGUGGGGAUUGGGAUUGGCAAGGCAAGUGGGACCCUGAGGGGUGCUACUGUACAUCGGCUGCACCACUCACCUUUCACCUUACACCAACCUGUGUUUACCUUACCUUCCGCUAUCACCGACCAUGUCUAACCUCCUGCUCUUUUCGGAAUUACCAGAUGCCCUACCUAGACACAGACACGAAGCGAAGAGACCCGGGGGGGUUUGACUGACAUUGAUCCAGAUGCAUAAGGUUACUGAGGUAAGUCAAAAGAUCGUCCGGGCUGUAUAUAAGGUGGAACACUUUCUUCUUCCCCUCCAUUUCUGUUUCGUUUCGUUUCUUCUCUGCGUUCUCAUCUGCUUCCUUCAUUGUUAGAAUAUCCUCUAGCAUUUAGAAGUUGCCAUCAUGCGCGCUGGAGGAAUCGUCGUCGGGCUGCUGUCUCUUGUAGGCAGCGCCCUUGCUAAGCCGGCAGUUGAGGUUUUUGAGUCUGUGAACGAGCUUCCCGAGGGAUGGACUCAAGUUCGCACCCCAGCUCCCGAGACAAUUGUCAGUCUGCGCGUUGCAUUGGAGCACCCGAACCAAGAACUCUUCGAGCAGACCCUCUUGGACGUGUCGACCCCAGACCACCCCAAGUACGGCCAGCAUCUCACGGGAGCCGAGCUGAAGUACAUGCUGAAGCCCCGCGACGACUCCACCGAGUCGGUCAUGACAUGGCUGGCGAGCUCGAACGUGCCAGCGAGCGAGAUCAAGAACGAUGGGGAGUGGAUCAACUUCCGCGCCACUGUUGCGCAGGCUGAGGAGCUCCUGUCAACCAAGUUCUACGUCUACAAGCACAAUGAGGACAACAAGGAGAUGAUCCGCACGCUUGAAUACUCUCUCCCAAGCUCCGUCGCGCCGCAUGUCCUCACCAUCCAGCCAACCACCCGCUUCUCCAGGAUGAUGGCCCAGCGCAGCACAAUCCACGACAUCAGCGCCAUGAACGCCGUCUUCGGCGUCGCAGCAACCAACCACAAGCCCGCCCCCGCCAUCCCAUCCACCGAACUAGACGUCAAGGCUUGCAACGCCUCCAUCACCCCCGCCUGCCUCAGGGCCCUCUACAACGUCGGAGACUACCAAGCCGAUCCCAAGGGCAAGUCCCUCUUCGGCGUCGCGGGUUACCUCCAGCAAUACGCCAAGAUCAAUGACCUGAAUAACUUCAUCGCCAAGUACGCCCCCUACGCCAAGGGCACAACAUUCAACUCCGUCGGCGUCAACGGGCCCAACAACCCGCAAAACACCACCGAGGACGACGUCGAGGCAAACCUGGACAUCCAGUACGCGGUAGCCAUGUCCUACAACAUCCCCGUAACCUACUACAGCACCUCCGGCCUCGGCGAGCUGGUCCCAGACCUCGACCAACCCGACAAAGCCACCGGACAGAACGAGCCCUACCUCGAUUUCAUCACCUACCUCCUCUCGCUCCCCAAAGACAAGCUGCCGCAGACAAUCACCACAUCCUAUGGCGAGAACGAGCAAUCCGUCCCCCCCAAGUACGCUAAGAAAGUGUGCAGUAUGUUCGGCGAGCUCGGUCUGCGCGGCGUCUCUGUCCUUUUCUCCUCGGGUGACACCGGUGUCGGAUCAGCGUGCCAGACGAACGACGGGAAGAACACCACGCGUUUCUUGCCCAUCUUCCCCGCUGCGUGUCCGUGGGUUACGUCCGUCGGAGGCACGUACCAGGUCCAGCCCGAGCGCGCUGUGUCGUUCUCCUCGGGGGGAUUCAGUGAUCUCUUCCCGCGGCCUAAGUACCAGGAUAAAGCUGUGAAGGGGUUCCUGCGUAUCUUGGGUGAUAGGUGGAAGGGCCUCUACAACCCCGCCGGGCGUGGAUUCCCGGAUGUUGCUGCGCAGGGAUAUAGGUUCCACGUCAUUGAUGAGCUUGCCAACAAGACUAACCCUGACAUUCUAGUCGGUGGCACCAGCGCCUCCGCACCCGCCUUCGCCGCCAUCGUAGCCCUCCUCAACAAUGCUCGCACAUCCCGCCACCUCCCCCCCCUCGGCUUCCUGAACCCAUGGAUCUACUCCAUCGGCCACUACGGUCUCAACGACGUCACGCACGGCGGAUCGACGGGGUGCACGGGGAAGGACAUCUACUCCAAGCUUCCGACGCCUGUGGUGCCGUUUGCGAGCUGGAAUGCGACGGAGGGGUGGGACCCGGUUACGGGGCAUGGGACGCCGGAUUUUAAGAAGUUGUUGGAGUUGAGUACGCCGGGUGGGGGGUGGUGGGGUAUUGGUAGGGAGAAGGAGGAUUAG